AUGAAAACUAAGAAGAAAAAACAAGGAAAUAUUGAAAAAGGGAAACUUUACAAGCUUGUUAUGAAUUUGGAAUUUGAUAAUCCGUCAGAAAAUGAAAAUUUUAAAAGUAAAGAUUUUGAAGGACUUGUGGAUUCUGCAAUUAGAAGAGUUCUAGGCGAAGCAGCCCCUUUAUAUCAAUUUUUAUCUUAUGAUGUUGCCACAAGACGAGGAAGUUUAUUAUUAAAAUCAGAAGAUUUUAGUUUAAUUUGGGGUGCUUUAACAAUUUAUGGGUGUCAUUUUGAACAAAAAAUUGCUUUGCAUUUUUAUAAUUUGUUGUCACAAUAA
This is a messenger RNA of Meloidogyne enterolobii, 324 nucleotides long. NCBI's taxonomy places the organism in Eukaryota, Metazoa, Nematoda, Chromadorea, Rhabditida, Meloidogynidae. The record is from the annotation of a GenBank genome assembly.